Staurois parvus is the source of this 1407-nucleotide messenger RNA. The record is from the annotation of a GenBank genome assembly. NCBI's taxonomy places the organism in Eukaryota, Metazoa, Chordata, Amphibia, Anura, Ranidae.
AUGAACACGACCACCAUGUUGAACAUGUCCCUCCUGAACAGCACGGCAGCCCCGGUGUCCGGCCGCCCCCCGACCAUCCCGGCCGUCAUGUUCAUCUUCGGGGUGGUGGGGAACCUGAUCGCCAUCAUCGUGCUGUGCAAGUCCCGCAAGGAGCAGAAGGAGAGCACCUUCUACACCCUGGUGUGCGGCUUGGCCGUCACCGACCUGCUGGGCACCUGCCUGAUCAGCCCGGUCACCAUCGCCACCUACCUGCGGAACGAGUGGCCGGGCGGGCAGGCGCUGUGCGAAUACAGCUCGUUCAUUCUGUUGUUCUUCGGGCUGGCCGGGCUGAGCAUCAUCUGCGCCAUGUCCAUCGAGCGCUACCUGGCCAUCAACCAUGCGUACUUCUACAACCACUACGUGGACAAGAAGCUGGCCGGCCUCACCCUGUGCGCCAUCUACGGCUCCAACGUCCUGUUCUGUGCCCUGCCCAGCAUGGGGAUGGGGCGCAGCACCCUGCAGUACCCCUGGACCUGGUGCUUCCUCGACCUCCGGACCAACGUCUCCACCUACGCCGCCUACUCCUACAUGUACGCCGGCUUCAACUCCUUCCUCAUCCUGGUCACCGUGCUCUGCAACGGGAUGGUCUGCGUGGCCCUCAUCCGCAUGCACCGCCAGUUCGUGCGCAGGACCUCCCUCGGCACCGACACCCGCAUCUCCGACUUCAGGCGCCGCAGGAGCUUCCGAAGGAUCGCCGGGGCGGAGAUCCAGAUGGUCAUCAUCCUCAUCGGCACCUCCGUGGUGGUACUCAUCUGCUCCACCCCGCUAGUGGUGCGCAUAUUCAUCAACCAGCUCUACCAACCACCCAUAGAAAAGGAUAUAUCAAGCAAUUUAGAUCUGAAAGCCAUCCGCAUUGCCUCUGUGAACCCUAUCUUGGAUCCCUGGAUCUAUAUCCUCCUUCGGAAGACUGUCUUAAGCAAAGUGAUUGAGAAAAUAAAGUGUCUGUUUUGUAGGAUCGGCGGUGGCAGGCGACCACGCUCUGCAGGAAGCUUCAAUUGCACAGACGGCAGGAGGGUCUCUUCAGCCCUGUCUAGUCAUUCUCCUUCCUUUGUUUCCAGGGAGUUGCGAGAAAUUAGUUCAACAUCACAGACUUUAUUGUACCCUCUCGAACUGAGUGAUGGUAGCUUUAGAAGCAGCACCAUUUUACCAGGAGCCACCAUGGCCAUAAAUCUUCCUGGGGCUCCAGACAGGACGUUACGUGGCUCUGACCAGUCUGUUUCAUCUCAGGGUCCAGACUCUGAACAGGUACUGCUUGUAAAUGAGACUCGCCCCACAAGGGUCACUCAGAAUGGCAACUCACCCAAGGGGAAUCCACUUCAUGUCACUUUUCCUGAUGAAUCAUUGAAUUUAUCAGAAAAGUGUAUAUAG